Messenger RNA from Halteromyces radiatus, 886 nucleotides. RefSeq names its product cyclin-domain-containing protein. Gene Ontology annotation, cellular component: nucleus; cyclin-dependent protein kinase holoenzyme complex. Gene Ontology annotation, biological process: regulation of cyclin-dependent protein serine/threonine kinase activity. The coding region runs from base 103 to 792 and encodes 229 amino acids. The record is from RefSeq and is a predicted model, not a curated record. NCBI's taxonomy places the organism in Eukaryota, Fungi, Mucoromycota, Mucoromycetes, Mucorales, Cunninghamellaceae. The transcript has 2 exons. Gene Ontology annotation, molecular function: cyclin-dependent protein serine/threonine kinase regulator activity; protein kinase binding.
CUUCUCUCCUUUUCCAUAUAUAUAAAUUUAUUUUAUAUUGACUUUAUCUCUUCUUUUUUUUUUUUUAAUUGAGAGAGAGAGAGAGAAGUCAACAAUCUCAUCAUGCCUACUUCUACUUAUUAUCUUAAUUAUGACUUGGUACAUCAUCCCAUUAAAGACACUAUUUAUAUGUUAACGGGGUUACUGGAAAAAAUUACAAAGACAAAUGAUCGAUUACAACAACAAACAAAUUUUGGACCUUUCCAUGCUCGUGCGAUACCUUCCAUUGAUAUAGAAUCUUAUCUUUUACGUAUUGUAAAAUAUUGCCCUUGUGCCAAUGAAUGUUUUCUUAGUCUCUUGGUAUAUUUUGAUCGUAUGGCUCGAAAUAGGACUCAAUUACGUUUGGAUUCUUAUAAUAUUCAUCGUUUGGUGAUUUGUGGUGUGAUGAUUGCAAGUAAAUUCUUUUCCGAUGUUUUUUAUACAAAUACUCGUUAUGCCAAGGUUGGCGGAUUACCAGUGAAAGAAUUAAAUCUUUUGGAACUGGAAUUUUUACGGAUGAACGAUUUUACUUUGAAUAUCCAAGUGGAAGAAUUACAACGAUAUGGAGAUCAACUUUUGAUGCAUCAUAGACGAGACCAACUACGCCAGUCUCAUUUACAACUUACACCUCCUCAAAAACAUCUUCCUUAUGUAGAUACUUCACAUUAUACCCAAUCUUCUUUUGUCCUCAAGAAACCUACUUCUACUGUCGCUUGUCAUCGUUUACCUACACCUCCUCCGCUGGAUUCGGAUCCUUUUGUGCCCACUGUUUAAAUCGUAUUUAUAUAUAUAAUUCUUUUUUAGUUUAGUUUUUUUUUUGUUUUUUUGUUUGAUUCCCCCCUUUAUUGUUAUUAUUGUUGUUUGAACA